Scomber japonicus (chub mackerel) is the source of this 2436-nucleotide messenger RNA. Its product is annotated as protocadherin alpha-C2-like. Bases 1 to 2436 code for a protein of 811 amino acids. Gene Ontology annotation, molecular function: calcium ion binding. The record is from RefSeq and is a predicted model, not a curated record. The transcript has a single exon. Gene Ontology annotation, cellular component: plasma membrane. Gene Ontology annotation, biological process: homophilic cell-cell adhesion. Lineage: Eukaryota; Metazoa; Chordata; Actinopteri; Scombriformes; Scombridae.
AUGGGAUCCUUCGUUACAAUGCGGUCUUGCAAAAGGUACGUUCAACUCGGUUUUAUUCUUUUGUGUUUCGUUCAUUACAUAUCAACUUCAGUGACUCAUUAUUCCAUACCGGAGGAAAUGAAAGAAGGAUCUGUUGUCGCCAACCUUGCAACCGAUCUCAGCUUGGAUGUUAAAACACUGAAUCAGAGGAAAAUGCGUAUUGACAUCAUUGGAAACAAAAAAUAUCUGAAUGUGAACAAAGAGACUGGAGAGCUGUAUGUUGUUGAGAAAAUUGACAGGGAAUAUAUUUGUGCUGCGAAGUCCUCUGAGUCUUGUUAUCUUAGGCUGGAGGUAAUAUUAGAAAACCCUCUACGAAUCUUUAAUAUAGAAGUCGAAAUUUUGGACAUGAACGACAACGCCCCACAAUUUCGAAGAGACGCCAUACAUUUAGAUAUAUCUGAAGCAACGCCAAAAGGGGAGAGGUUCUCUCUCAGCAAUGCUUUUGAUCCUGAUAUUGGAAGUAAUUCAGUUAAAACGUACCAUCUGAGUGAAAGUGAGCAUUUUAAUAUUGAAGUUCAGACUGGAAGAGAAGAGUCAAAGUUUGCCGAUCUAUUCUUGACAAAGAGUUUAGAUCGAGAGCAGCAGUCUGUUCAUAAUUUAAUACUCACAGCUGUAGAUGGAGGCACACCUGCUCGUUCUGGCACUGCCAGUGUUAUUGUCCAUGUGUUGGACACAAAUGACAAUACACCAACAUUUGACAAACCGAUCUAUACAGUUAAAAUAAUGGAAAAUUCUCCAAUUGGAAGCCUUGUUAUUCAUCUUAAUGCAACAGAUUUAGAUGAGGGGUCAAAUUCUGAUAUAACAUAUUCAUACAGUUUAUAUACGUCAGAGAAAACGCAAGAAACAUUUAAUCUGAAUCCUUCCAGUGGUGAAAUUACUGUAAAAGGAAUGCUAAAUUAUGAAGACUUCAGGAUUUAUGAUAUGGAAGUUAUAGCAACUGACAAAGGAGCCAAUAGUUUAUCAGGACAAUGUACAUUAAAAAUUAUUGUCGAAGACAUGAAUGAUAAUCACCCAGAAGUAUCUAUUAAAUCAUUCCAGAGUCCAGUCAGUGAAAAUAUAGAAUUAGACACAGUGAUAGCAGUAGUUAGUGUCAGUGAUAAGGACUCAGGUGACAACGGAGUGGUUGAUCUUCAUGUUCCAGAUAAUAUGCCUUUCAAACUGAGGGAAUCCUCUGAUAACUAUUAUGAGUUAGUGGUCUCAGAGCCUUUAGACCGUGAGAAGGUUCCAGAAUAUGACAUCACUUUCACUGUUACAGACAGAGGUUCUCCUCCUUUAUCUGACAAUGAAACUAUGACUUUAGAGCUGCUGGAUGUUAAUGACAAUGUUCCACAGUUCCCUCAGUCAUUUUAUACUAUACGUGUAAUGGAGAAUAACGCACCCGGGGCCUUGCUCAGUUCACUCACUGCGUUUGACCCUGACCUCCAUGAAAACCAGUAUCUAGUUUAUUUCAUCCUAGAAAAGGAAAUAGCCAAUACUUCUAUGUCCAUGCUGUUCUCCAUCAAUCCAGAGAAUGGUAAUCUUUACGCACUAAAGACUUUUGACUAUGAGAUAGAGAAGGAGUUUCUUUUCCACAUUGAGGCCAGAGACUCUGGCUCUCCUCCACUCAGCAGCAACGUGACCGUACACAUUAUUAUUGUGGACCAGAACGACAACGCUCCGGUCAUUGUCUCUCCAUGGCGCGCACACGGCUCGGUGGUGGAGGAAAAGAUCCCCAGAUCCACUGAUAAAGGAUCUCUGGUUGCCAAGGUGAUAGCCUUAGACACAGACUCGGUGCACAACUCCCGGAUUACCUACCAGUUUCUACAGGUGACUGACGCCACCUUGUUUAGUCUGGACCAGUACAACGGAGAGAUCAGGACUAUGAGGAUGUUCAGUUACAGAGAUCCCCGCUACCAGAGACUGGUUGUUGUUGCCAAGGACAACGGGGAGCCUGCCCUCUCUGCUACAGUCACCAUCAAGCUGUCCACAGUGGAGACUGCUGUUAAGGCCUACUCUGACAUGACUGAGGUUCCUCUAGAAUAUGACAUCUUCUCUGACCUAAACCUGUAUUUGGUCAUCGGUCUGGGCUCGGUGUCAUUUCUCCUGCUCAUCACCAUAUUGGUCACCAUCGUACUCAAGUGUCAGAAACCCAAGCCCAGCAAAGCAGUUCCUCCCUGCAGGAACAGUGUGAUCAGUGAGAGGAACUCCACCAUCGCAGACUCUACUCUGGUCUCCAACGAUGCCUACUGGUACAGUCUGUUUCUAGCAGAGACCAGGAAAGGAAAGAUGGUGGUUAGACAGCCUGUGCCAAAGGGCUCCAGAUACAUCGUGUCCAGUUUACCAAGGAGCACAGGAAUGUCAGAGACAAGUGACUCGGCAGCUUCUACUCUACAGGUAAAUUCAUUCAAGUUGAAUUAA